Messenger RNA from Onychostoma macrolepis, 1118 nucleotides. RefSeq names its product peroxiredoxin like 2B (gene prxl2b). The transcript has 7 exons. Lineage: Eukaryota; Metazoa; Chordata; Actinopteri; Cypriniformes; Cyprinidae. Bases 129 to 731 code for a protein of 200 amino acids. The record is from RefSeq and is a predicted model, not a curated record.
CAUGUCUUACACAAGUGGGCGUGUGUAUAUAACAGUGGCGCGUUUGUGUGCUUGUGUAAAGUGUAAAAACCGCUGAAGGAAACAAGGACGAAUUUUACACCUGAAAGCAAAAAGUAAACACUAAGAAAAUGUCCGUGAAUCUGACCAGCUUAGGAGCCAACCAAGUGAAAAGCACCACGUCUGGAGAGAUGGUGGAGAUUGGUUCUCUGUGGCGGGAGCAGACAGUUGUUCUCUUCUUCUUGCGGAGGUUUGGUUGUCAGGUGUGUCGGUGGAUGUCAGCAGAGGUUAGUAAACUGGAGAAGGACCUGAAAGCAAAUGGUGUCGCUCUGAUCGGCAUCGGACCCGAAGAGACGGGAGUGAAGGAGUUCAAGGAUGGAGGAUUCUUAAAGGGCGACCUCUACAUUGAUGAGAAGAAACAGUGUUACAAAGAUUUAGGCUUUAAAAGGUACAAUGCCGUGAAUGUGAUUCCAGCUGCUAUGGGAAAGAAUGUACGAGAAAUUGCCUCAAAGGCAAGUGCAGAAGGAAUUCAAGGAAACUUUAGUGGAGAUCUUCUGCAGAGUGGAGGCAUGCUCAUCGUCGCAAAAGGUGGAGAAAAGGUUCUGCUGCAUUUUGUCCAGAAAACACCCGCAGACAACGUAUCUCUUGAGGACCUCACCAAAGCUCUCGGGAUCUCGGUGAACGUUCAGGCUGGUGAAAAGCCACAGUGUAACGAAGACGUUUGCACAAGAUAGAGGAUCAAAGUUCUUCAGGGAUGAAUGGACUUAUCCAGUGUUAUAUUCCCACUAAUCAGACUCAAAUCAUCUUUACAUCUAUAUGAUGCUUUUGGUUUACAUUCUAAACUAUAAUGUACUGAUCAUACAACUAGGAAAUAAGAACAUUUCCAAGCAUUUUAUAUGCUUCGUUGAUGAGUAAUGCUGUUUUGAUCCUCUUUUUUUUUUUUCAAUUAGUUGAUCAAUCAAGUUUGUAUUUUAAGCUUCGCACUAGAGCUGAAAGAGACUGCUUUAAUGAGAUUCUUUCAUAAACUUAUAUUUAUUAUGAUCUGUUUCCAAACAUGUCUGACCAAAUGUGACUUGCUAAUUGAAGAAUGUGAAUGGCAUAUAUGUAUAUUAAAUCUCUUA